Etheostoma spectabile (orangethroat darter) is the source of this 1650-nucleotide messenger RNA. RefSeq names its product zinc finger protein OZF-like. NCBI's taxonomy places the organism in Eukaryota, Metazoa, Chordata, Actinopteri, Perciformes, Percidae. Gene Ontology annotation, cellular component: nucleus. The record is from RefSeq and is a predicted model, not a curated record. Gene Ontology annotation, biological process: regulation of gene expression.
AUGUGUCCUGGGUCCCGGGACCUGGGUCCUGGGUCCUGCUAUGAUAAACACAGCUCUGGACAACGGUUUCUGUUCAGACUUUGUGGCGUUUGUCCUUGGAGGAAAAAUGCAAACAAAACACAGCCGUCUCCUCCUUCAGGAGGACACACAGGGGGGGGGAUCCAGAAGUCUACACACGGAUCCAGAAGUCUACACACGGAUCCAGAAGUCUACACACGGAUCCAGAAGUCUACACCCGGAUCCAGAAGUCUACACACGGAUCCAGAAGUCUACACACGGAUCCAGAAGUCUACACCCGGAUCCAGAAGUCUACACCCGCAUCCAGAAGUCUACACCCGGAUCCAGAAGUCUACACCUGAUCCAGAAGUCUACACCCGGAUCCAGAACUCUCUGUGGGACGAGACUCUUCUGACUGAAGAAGACGAAGGAGUUCUCCACCAAAGCUGUGAUCAAUGUGGGGCAACUUUUUCUCGUGGGGAUGCCCUUAAAUCUCACCAGCGCAUUCACACUGGAGAGAAGCCGUACAGCUGUGAACACUGUGGAAACACUUUCUCUCAUAGUAGUAGCCUUAAAUCUCACCAGCGCAUUCACACUGGAGAGAAGCCGUACAGCUGUAAACAAUGUGGUGUAACGUUUUCUUGGAUUAGUAACCUUAAAUCUCACCAGCACAUUCACACUAGAGAGAAGCCAUACAGCUGUAAACAAUGUGGGGAAACGUUUUCUCAUAGAAGUAGCCUUAAAACUCACCAGCGCAUUCACACUGGAGAGAAACCGUACUGGUGUGAACAAUGUGGAAAAACGUUCUCUCAGAGUAGUAACCUUAAAUCUCACCAGCGCAUUCACACUGGAGAGAAACCAUACAGCUGUGAACAAUGUGGAAAAACCUUUUCUCGGAGAUAUUUAAAGAUUCAUCAGAGAGUUCACACUGGAGAGAAACCUUACAGCUGUGAUCAAUGUGGUGCAGCUUUCACGAAACAGAAUUCACUAAAAAUACAUCAACGCAUUCACACUAGAGAGAAGCCAUACAGCUGUGAUCAAUGUGGGGCAGCUUUCACACAACAGAGUACCCUAAAAAUACAUCAACGCAUUCACACUGGAGAGAAGUCAUACAGCUGUGAUCAGUGUGGGGCAGCUUUCACACUAAAGCGUUACCUAAAAAUACAUCAGCGCAUUCACACUGGAGAGAAACCUUACAGCUGUGAUCAAUGUGGGGCAGCUUUCACACUACAGAGUAACUUAAAAAUACCACGCAUUCACACUGGAGAGAAGCCGUACAGCUGUGAUCAGUGUGGGGCAGCUUUCACACAGCAGGGGACCUUUUCUCAGCAUCAACGCAUUCACACUGGAGAGAAGCCGUUCAGCUGUGAUCAGUGUGGGGCAGCUUUCACACAGCAGGGACACCUACAAACACAUCAACGCAAUCAUACUGGAGAGAAGCCAUACAGCUGUGAACAAUGUGGGGAAACCUUUUCUCAGAGUAGUAACCUUAAAACUCACCAGCGCAUUCACACUGGAGAGAAGCCGUACAGCUGUGAACAAUGUGGGGAAACCUUUUCUCGUGGUGGUGCCCUUAAAUAUCACCAGCGCAUUCACACUGGAGAGAAGCCGUACAGCUGUGAACAAUGUGGAAAAAACGUUUUCUUGGAGUAG